UCACAACCUUUACUCCUUCCUCACUUAUCUCUCCUCUCCCCUCCCUUCCAUGCCAUUCCUUUUCCUUCUUUCUCUUUUCUUCCAUUUCGUUCCAUUCUUUCUCCGUUCCUCACUCCCCUCCCUUCCCUCUCUCCUUACCUUCCACUAACCCUUCUCUUUUUUUCUUUUCUCAUUUCACAUGUACGUUUCUCCCUUCCCAAAUGCCAAAUCCCAGAAAUAAUCUUUUCGGUGGUCACUUAUUCACCUGUCUUCAAGUCCGAGUCCAUCAGCCUGUGAUUGCCGCCAGAAUCGGUGCAGACAGUGAGGAUGAGACGGUCAGUUUGCGUCGCUCGAACAAGAAGCUCCAAUCAACCAGCCCAUUAAGUUGAGAAGACAAGAAGAAAUUUGAGGGUGUUGUUGAGCAGACUAUUCAGUGGUUGGAUACAAGUAUACAACCAACUUGUGGAGGUUGAUGAAUUUGAAGACAAGUUGAAGGAACUCGAGUGUAUUUGUAAUCCCAUCAUUACUUAGAUGUACCAAGGUGGUGUUGGCCUGAUAUGAGUGCAGGUGGUAUUUGUAAUCCCAAGUUGAUGGUGGUAUUGCUGGUUUCGGUGGUGGUCAUGCUAUUAGUGCAGGUGGUUCUACGAUUGAGGAAGUUGCUUUAGCAUCAUGUGAAGUUUAGCUUGAAAAUGUGUUGUACCUUAGCUUGUGAAGCUGUAAUCUUCUUGGCUUUUUGUAUUUUCUUGUUUUGUUAGUAAUUGUCUUGCCUUUGUGCAAGUCCAUAUAAUUAUAACUAGGUGUGUAAUGAGGGAUUAUUUUGCCUUUGCAAGUCCAUAUAAUAAUAAGUAUAAGUAGUUGAUAAUAUUCGAUUUUAGUUUCA
Molecule: messenger RNA, 859 nt
Organism: Cuscuta epithymum
Lineage: Eukaryota; Viridiplantae; Streptophyta; Magnoliopsida; Solanales; Convolvulaceae
Source: the annotation of a GenBank genome assembly